AUGCAUAAUGAUAACCCGGAAAAUGUUCGUGUAAGAGCCACUUUUCUAUAUCCUGGAACGCAACCCAAAUCAGAUGAGAGUUCCCAGGGGAGCCUGGGUAAACGGAUCUUCCUCGGUCGGACGUUUAGAGCAGUGGGAAAGUGCCCAUUGGUCAUUGGAUGGGGCAUGGGCACAGUGCCGACUCAUCUCAUCAAGGGAGAAAAUGCAGAGCUGAUUUGCGACUACAUCCUGGAGAGAGGAGUGGAUCUCUACUCGGUGAAAUGGUACAAAGACGAAGAGGAAUUCUUCCGAUAUGAGCCAUGGGCCAAUCCUUCCACCAAGAAUUUCCCCCGGGAAGGAGUAAAAGUUGACUUGUCCAAGUCAGACUCGAAGAAAGUGUUUUUGACGGACGUGGACCUCACCUCAUCGGGUUCCUACAAGUGCGAAGUAUCCGCCGAGGCGCCUUCAUUCGAUACGGCCAAGUUCGUCUCCGACUUGGCCGUCGUCGCCAUUCCCAAGGAAAAGCCUCGGAUAAGCGGAGGGAAGCAAACAUACAAGCCUGGAGAUUCGGUCGGAGUGAACUGCUCCGCGGGUCCCUCGAAACCAGCCGCUGCCCUCAUGUGGUACAUCAACGACGAGCAGGCCGACCCGGACUACUUGGAGGAAUAUCCCCCUUACGAGACGAGGGACGGCCUGGAAAUGUCCUUCCUGGGCCUGAGUUUCACCGCAAGGGAGAAUCAUUUCCCCGCCCCAGAACACGUGCUGAAGCUCAAGUGCACGGCGACGGUGACGACCGCGUAUUUCAUGACGCACUCGAAGGACUUCCAAGGUCAUCCUUCGCCGACUCAGACCAGGGAACCCGUCUCCGUCAUGUCCAGUCUCGGUGGAAGUGGGAGCUGGUCACUGUCGCUGACGAGCCGACUGAGAUUGCUCAUGUUGGCCGUGUCCUUCAUCUUGGGCAGCAUCACUUCGUGAAACACCUUACCUCUAUUUCCCUUCCCCCCUUUUCCAUGACAUCAUGUGAUAAUUGUGCGUGAUCCGCAUUCCCCUCGAUGGAUUCCGUGCAAUACCUGCCUCGUACGAUCUAGUCGCCGGAUCUGGUCCCGAUCAGGACUGAAAAGUCGGAGUGAAUGCGUCCGGAAAGGACGGGAAAAAUUUUUUUUUCGUCGGUGAGGCUUUUUUUUUUCUACGACGAGAAGAGGCGUGAGGUUCUCUUCCCAUUCGUAUCCUGUGUUAAUCUCCAUCAUAUCAGUUGAUUUCGUCGCAUUCGAAGUCGUCGUCUCCUUUUAACUCUAGUCCGAAUGCACUGAGUCCUUUUCUCUUGCUUGCUCGCUGUUGGCCAUUUCACGAUGGGAAUAAAAGAAUUACUACAAACAUA
This is a messenger RNA of Darwinula stevensoni, 1357 nucleotides long. NCBI's taxonomy places the organism in Eukaryota, Metazoa, Arthropoda, Ostracoda, Podocopida, Darwinulidae. The record is from the annotation of a GenBank genome assembly.